AUGAUGAUGCCACAACUGCUGCGACAGGGCCUUGCAGGGCUUGUGCUGUUCGCAGCCGCCAGCGAGGCGCUCAAGCUGGACCUGCACCCGACCAACGGCCAUGCGCGAUGUAUCCGCAACUUUGUGGCCAAGGACACGCUGGUGGUGGUGACGGCGACGCUGGACGGCCACCGGGGCGACGGCAUGGUGGUGAACAUGCAUAUCAAAGACGCCGUAGGCAACGAGUACGGCCGAGCCAAGGACAUUGCCGGCGAGCAGCGCACCGUCUUCACGUCGCACGCGGACGCAGCCUUUGACGUCUGUUUUGAGAACAUUCUGAACCACCGGAGCAACAACGACGGGUACCGCCGGGUGGAGCUCGACGUGGACAUUGGCGCCGACGCCAAGGACUGGGCGGCCAUCCAGGCGACGGAGAAGCUCAAGCCGGUCGAGACGGAGCUGCGGCGCAUCGAGGAGAUGCUCAGCGAGAUCGUCGACGAGAUGGACUACCUGCGCGUGCGCGAGCAGCGGCUGCGCGACACCAACGAGAGCACCAACACGCGCGUCAAGUACUUUGGCUUCGGCACCACCUUUCUGCUGAUCGGCCUCUGGGGCUGGCAGAUCAUGUACCUGCGCGCCUACUUCCGCUCCAAGCAUCUGAUCUAG
Molecule: messenger RNA, 645 nt
Organism: Grosmannia clavigera kw1407
Lineage: Eukaryota; Fungi; Ascomycota; Sordariomycetes; Ophiostomatales; Ophiostomataceae
Product: endosomal cargo receptor
Exons: 3
Coding region: 1-645 (214 amino acids)
Biological process (GO): intracellular protein transport; endoplasmic reticulum to Golgi vesicle-mediated transport; Golgi organization
Cellular component (GO): endoplasmic reticulum-Golgi intermediate compartment; Golgi apparatus; COPII-coated ER to Golgi transport vesicle
Source: RefSeq, a predicted model, not a curated record